Molecule: messenger RNA, 534 nt
Organism: Saccoglossus kowalevskii
Lineage: Eukaryota; Metazoa; Hemichordata; Enteropneusta; Harrimaniidae
Source: RefSeq, a predicted model, not a curated record
UAUAGCAUGUCAAUAUGGCAUACAAUGUUUGCACAUUUUCCUAAUGAUGAUAGUGGUUUUAUGUCCAUAUUCACAUAAAACUGUUGUCAUGUAUUGUUUUUCGUGUAUAUUAGAACAAGUGUUUCCUGAAACUAGUGGGUUGACUUAUCAUGACCCAGGUGAUAAAGUUGGAACUGUGAUGAUCCUAGAAGAUGGGAAAUUCUGUGAACCUCCAGGAGGUUGGAACAAGAGUGGAAGGACCUACUUGGUUCUUAAAGAGAAAAAGAAAUCUACUGAGAGAGUCAAAGAAUUACUCAAAUCCAUAAGGAAGAAAAAGAAUAAAUCAAAAUGUACAUGCCAAAGCAAACAUAACAAAGUAGCAAGUGUAAAUAAAGUAGAAAAUAUACAAUCAAGUAUUGCAAGAAAAAAAAGUGCCAGAAUAUGAGUAGGUUGGAAACACUACAAGAAGACAAAGUACAACUCAGCAUACAAACAGAUUUACAUGCGGGAAGAUGGGGGGACACGUGAUAUUGAAAUGCCUUCAUUAGAAAUUAG